CGGCAAGAGACUACAACGCAAGAUUUUUCAAUUCUGUCUUUGCAGAGAAGUAAACUACCAUCUUAGCUAAAUAAUAGGUCAUCACUCAUGCCUACUACAUUAACUACAUUAAGGGAGCGGAAUUUAUUAAAAGAGACUCGUGGUAUGGACUAUUGUAAGUCUUUAGAUUUACUGGGUGUAACUUGCGGCAAUCAGACUUUAUUGAUGAAGAAUAUGAGAAAGCGCUCUCCAGUUGAAAGCAUUGAGAGCCAACAUGGAUGCCCUACUCUAACUGCUUUUAAUACUAUGGAUGUCCCGUCUCUCAUGCUAGUGUCUGAUAAUGAUGGGCCGAUUGAUGUAUUUGAUAUGCAAAGAAAGCUUCUUGUGCGGAGCUACCUUGAACAUAUAUCAAGAGUUACUGGUCUUUCUUGGUAUAAUGGUCACUCAUUUGUAUCUAGCUCUGCUGAUGGCACAGUGCGUUUUUACAAAACAACUGAUCCACAUAGCCACCUUACACUUAACAUGGUAGUUAGUACCUGUGGUGUUCAUAUCAGUCCUUUCUCACCUCAUUUAGUUACUUUUGGAACAACUCAGGGCAAGUUUUAUGUGUACGACAUUAGAAAUACUGCUACUCCGUAUAUUGAAGCAAAAGGCCAUGUAAAGACUGUCAGUAAUGCAAUAUUUGUUUCAAAGUUUGAAUUACUUACAAUUGGAACAGACAAUAAAGCUAAACUUUGGGAUUUACAUCGAACAGUAUGUAUACGCUCAUACAACGACAAUUCUCAUCAGACAUGUUUUGUUGGUAUUCAUACUUUGAAUGACUUAAUUGCCCUUGGUGGUGAGGACAGUCGUGUUCGUGUCUACAAUAAAUAUGAUUCAAAAAGCAUUGUUUCAAAAAGCCUUCAUUCAUCAUCAUCCUUUGUUUGUGGGUGUACCUUAGUAUCAAUUGGAGAUUCUGCACAGUUAAUAGCAGUAGGAAAUCAAGGGCAUUUGUUGUUUAUGAAAUUAAACAUUUGAGUAUAAAUAAUUAUUAUAUUGUUUACAUACUGGUUUGCUGUACGUAUACAAUUCUUAUUUUGUCCUUUUUGUUUAAUAUUGUAUACUAUACUGAUUUCCUUACUGUAUCCUUAUACCUUUCUUUUACUAAAUUUUUUGUUCAUCUUAAUUAAAUAUUUUA
Messenger RNA from Amphimedon queenslandica, 1156 nucleotides. RefSeq names its product protein SPA1-RELATED 2-like. The transcript is spliced from 2 exons. NCBI's taxonomy places the organism in Eukaryota, Metazoa, Porifera, Demospongiae, Haplosclerida, Niphatidae. The coding region runs from base 88 to 996 and encodes 302 amino acids. The record is from RefSeq and is a predicted model, not a curated record. Gene Ontology annotation, molecular function: ubiquitin protein ligase activity; protein binding.